AUGCCCCGCAAGGCUAUUGACUCGCGGAUUCCCGCUCUUAUUCGAAAUGGUGUCCAAGAGAAGAAGCGCAGCUUCUUUGUGGUGGUUGGCGAUCAUGCCAAGGAUGUCAUUGUACACCUGCACUACAUCAUGUCCAGUGUGGACGUGAAGCAGAACAAGUCCGUUCUGUGGGCUUACAAGAAGGACCUGCUCGGUUUUACGAGUCACCGCAAGAAGCGCGAAGCGAAGAUUAAGAAGGAGGUCAAACGAGGCAUCCGCGAGCCGAACCAGGAAGAUCCCUUCGAGCUUUUUAUCACCCUCAACAACAUUCGAUAUGUCUACUACAAGGAAACCGAGAAGAUUCUGGGUAACACCUACGGAAUGUGUGUGCUGCAGGACUUUGAAGCCAUGACCCCCAACUUGCUGGCUCGAACCGUCGAGACUGUCGAGGGUGGUGGUAUGGUCAUCCUGCUGUUGAAGAGCAUGACCAGUCUUAAGCAGCUCUACACCAUGUCCAUGGAUAUUCACUCGAGAUACCGAACGGAAGCACACGACGAUGUGGUCGCUCGUUUCAACGAGCGUUUUAUCCUGUCUCUCGGAAGCUGCGACUCAUGUCUGGUUGUCGACGACGAGCUGAACGUGCUGCCCAUCUCCGGUGGUAAGACCGUCAAGCCGCUUCCUCCCCCCGAAACUACCGACGAGGCUGCCUCUGGACCCAAGAAGGAAUUGAAGGAAAUCAAGGAAAGCUUGGCUGAUACCAAGCCUGUCGGUCCUCUGCUCAGCCUGGCCCGUACCGUAGAUCAGGCAAAGGCUCUCUUGACCUUUGUUGAUGCUAUCGCCGAGAAGACACUUAAGAGCACCGUUGCCCUCACUGCCGGUCGUGGACGAGGAAAGUCCGCUGCCCUCGGUGUUGCUAUCGCCGCAGCCAUCGCUCACGGCUACAGCAACAUCUUCAUUACCUCCCCUAGCCCGGAGAACCUGAAGACUCUCUUCGAGUUCGUUUUCAAGGGCUUCGAUGCUCUUGGAUACCUCGAUCAUGUCGACUACACUAUCCUGCAGUCAACCAACCCCGACUUCAACAAGGCCGUUGUGCGCGUCAAUGUUCACCGUAACCACCGUCAAACCAUCCAAUACAUCCAACCCCAGGAUGCACAGGUUCUCGGACAGGCUGAGCUUCUAGUUAUUGAUGAGGCUGCCGCUAUUCCUCUCCCAUUGGUGCGGAAGCUGAUGGGACCUUACCUGGUGUUCAUGUCGUCUACUAUCAACGGUUACGAAGGCACGGGCCGGUCCCUGUCUCUGAAGCUGAUCCAGCAGUUGCGUGAACAAUCUCGUGGUGGUCUCAAGACGGACGAUACCGAUAUUGCAGACCGUGACACAGGAAAGGCGACCAAGAAUGCCGACAAGAACCUUACAGGUCGCUCAUUGAGAGAAAUCACUCUCGCAGAGCCCAUUCGUUAUGCUCCCGGCGACUCUGUCGAGAAGUGGUUGAACAAGGUUCUCUGCCUUGACGCUACUCUUCCCAAGUCUCGCAUGAACACACAGGGUUGUCCUCACCCGUCUCAAUGCCAAUUGCUCCAGGUCAACCGCGACACGCUCUUCUCUUUCCAUCCUGUUUCCGAGAAGUUCUUGCAGCAGAUGAUGGCGCUCUACGUUGCUAGUCACUACAAGAACACACCUAACGACCUCCAGCUUAUGAGUGAUGCCCCCGCUCACCAGCUCUACGUGCUUGUUCCUCCUAUUGAUGAAGAGGCCACCAAGCUCCCUGAGCCUCUUUGUGUCAUUCAGGUCGCCCUUGAAGGUCGCAUCAGUCGCCAGAGUGUCCUCAACAGUCUCAGCCGUGGCCAGCGCGCCGGAGGUGAUCUGAUUCCGUGGUUGGUCAGCCAGCAGUUCCAGGAUGAGACUUUUGCCAGUCUCUCCGGUGCUCGUAUAGUUCGCAUUGCCACUAACCCCGAGUAUGUUGGCAUGGGCUACGGUUCCCGCGCCAUGGAGCUCCUCGUCGAUUACUUCGAGGGUAAGUUCACCAACCUCGACGAGAACACCGCUGCCCCCGAGGAAGAGAUGGUUCGUGUCACCGACGAAGAGCUCGCCGGUUCCAGCCUCCUGGAUGACAACAUCCAAGUCCGUGAUAUCCGCACCAUGCCUCCUCUCUUCGGCAAGCUGUCUGAGCGUCGCCCCGACGCCCUCGACUACGUCGGUGUCAGCUACGGUCUCACCCCCUCCCUUCACAAGUUCUGGAAGCGCGGCUCCUUCUCCCCUGUGUACUUGCGCCAGACCCCCAACGAGCUCACUGGUGAGCACUCCUGCGUGAUGCUCCGCACCUUGACCAGCGGACCCAACGACCCUGCCUGGCUCGGCGCCUUCGCGCGUGAUUUCCAGCGCCGAUUCCUCUCCCUCCUGUCCUACCAGUUCGGCCAAUUCCCCUCCGUGCUCUCCCUCAGCAUCUGCGAGUCUGCCAACGCUGGCGCCAAGCUCGACGACUCCAUCAAGCCCCGCGCUCUGACAGCCCCCGAACUCAAGCAGACCUUUUCGGCCUUCGACCAGAAGCGUCUGGAAAGCUACGCCAACAACCUCUUGGACUACCACGUCAUCCUCGACAUGGUGCCCACCCUCUCCGAAUUCUACUUCGCCAACCGUCUCUCCGGCAAGGUCAGCCUCUCCGGCGUGCAGCAGUCCAUCCUCCUCGCCAUUGGUCUGCAGCACAAGAGCCUGGAUGCCCUAGAGAAGGAGUUGAACCUCCCCUCUUCCCAGCUCCUCGCCAUGUUCCUCAAGAUUGUCCGCAAGAUCUCCACCCAUUUCCGCACCUUGCUCGAGGAGGAUGUCGAGAAGACCCUGCCCGCCAGAAAGGUCCGUCUUGAGACCUCCGCCGCCCAUGACGACGAGCCCGAUAGCCAGCAUAAGCCCCUGCCUGUGAACCUGGAUGAUGAGCUCCGCGAGGGAGGCAAGGAGAUCGAGGAGGAGAUGCUCGCUAAGCAGCACGCCUUGAUUGAAGCUGACGGAGACGCAAGCUUUAAGCUGCCCAAGCAGACCAAGCGCAAGAAGGGCGAGACGGCGCGCGAGAUCUACGAUCAGGAAAUUGACUCGAAGAGACAGAAGGUCAUCAAGAGGGGCACUGAGGGCCGCAAGAACAAAAAGCACUAA
Messenger RNA from Penicillium antarcticum, 3117 nucleotides. Its product is annotated as ribosome biosynthesis protein KRE33. Gene Ontology annotation, cellular component: nucleolus; 90S preribosome. The coding region runs from base 1 to 3117 and encodes 1038 amino acids. The record is from RefSeq and is a predicted model, not a curated record. Gene Ontology annotation, biological process: rRNA acetylation involved in maturation of SSU-rRNA. Gene Ontology annotation, molecular function: 18S rRNA cytidine N-acetyltransferase activity; tRNA binding; ATP binding. The transcript is spliced from 2 exons. NCBI's taxonomy places the organism in Eukaryota, Fungi, Ascomycota, Eurotiomycetes, Eurotiales, Aspergillaceae.